This is a messenger RNA of Daldinia caldariorum, 2184 nucleotides long. RefSeq lists its product as uncharacterized. NCBI's taxonomy places the organism in Eukaryota, Fungi, Ascomycota, Sordariomycetes, Xylariales, Hypoxylaceae. The coding region runs from base 469 to 2031 and encodes 520 amino acids. The transcript has a single exon. The record is from RefSeq and is a predicted model, not a curated record.
CUUCGUUGACAUUAAUUUUUUUUUAGGAUUAUUUCACAUUGUCCGCCUGUUGUCAUUGCUGGGCAUUGUUGUGGACAACUACAAUACUUUUGUCCUCAAAAGCCUUUAUUCCCCAACACAUGGAUCGUCCCGCCUCAAGUGAGCCGGUCGUCCUUUGAAGGUCAUGUUCUAGAAAAGGUAUUAUCAAGCACACAAAGCCAUCACCCUCCGAUCAAAGACAUUGUUUUGAGCGUAUAUCUUCGGGCUGCGCCCUACUUCAAAUCGGUUUCCGCUCAUGCAAAGACAACACUAGGUUAAAAAUCAGUAAUCAGUUGUUUUCGUCGCGUCACGUCUUACUACUAUUAUACACAGUUACGAUCACGACGACAACGACAACAGCAACAACAAAUACCGUACCGUUCCAAGUGAGUAGUAAUCCUAUACCUACCUCUUAGGUACCUACCUACCUAAGGUACCAAGCCAGACGCGAUGCCUUCUAAUUCGGACAAGUUUUGCCUCGACCUGAUCCAGUGCUGCAUGCCUCGCCCCCGCAACGACAUGGCCAACCCCGUCGAACCCAAUAACAACAACAAUAACAACAACAGCUCCUCCUCGUACCUCCGCGAGCGGUACAACGCCCAGGUCCGCCAGAACUUGGACCGCGGCCAGCGGCCCUUACAACUCCCGGCAAGAGUCGAGAACAACAUCCCGCAACCCCCUCCGCACGCGCACACGCACACGCACUACGGACACGCUAAUCCCUCCUACCGCUUCCCUGUUGUCGGGGCGGGAGGAGCGGUAAGUGGUGGCAGUGGCAGUGGCGGUGGCGGUAGUGGUGAAAAGGACCCGCGCAAGAACUGGUCGACCUCGAGCCUCGACAAGGCCGAGCUCGCGGGCCUCUUCGACACCGUGGCCGCCGCCCUCGAGCACGUGCGGUACGCGAUCUGCGGGCUGGCGGGGCUCGCGGACCACGGGUUCACCGGGCGCGCGGUCACGCGCGUGAGCAUCCUGUGCGCGGCGCACGCCAAGGACGUGGUCAAGGCGUGGCUCGCGGCCAGCGGGUACGAGGUGUAUGCGGAUUCGGUCGGGGUGCCGGUGCCAGCGGCGGGGUCGGGUGUGCAGAAUAGGAGCAAGUAUGGGUACGGGGGCGGCGGGUACGGGCAGCGGGGUUCGGGGGGUUCCGGGGGCAAGAUCUGCCGCGUGCGGAUCAAGUACCUGGACGAAGGCUUCGAGAGGCUGGAGCGCGUGCGGUCGAGGGUGAGCGAGGCAUGGGUGCUCGGGCUCGCGAGCCAGCUGGAUCACGCGGCGGCGGGGUAUGUGGAUUACUCGAGGAAGAAGGACAGGCGGGAGCAGCAGAGACAGAAGCUUCUUGGACAAAAACAAAGUCAAGAUCACAAUGAAAAUCAAAAUCAGAAAGGGAAAGAAGGUAACGUUUCUGCCGGUAACAAGACGAAGCAGGAAGAAGAAGAAAAAGAAGAGCAGGAAAAUGAGGAGCAGAAAGACGAGCAGGCGCUCGCGACCAUCGCGCGCGACGUCUUCUGGGUGCUCGACAAGGCGGCGCGCACGCACCACGUGCUGGAGCCGCGACUGCUCCCGACGCUGCUGAGCCGCGAGUUCUGGGAGCCGUUCACGAGGCGGCACGGGGCGGCGCGGCCGGAGAUGGCGCGUGCGGGCAUCGACGUCGCGGCCGUGCUAGCGCAGCACCGCGCCGAGCAGGCCCUGCAGGAGCACGACGAGAUGCUGCGCUCGUACGGCGUCGAUCCGUAUUCCGACGUGGACUCCGUCGACGGCGGGGCUCCCGCCGCGGGGAAGGGCGGUAAAGCGGCCGGAGGGGGAGGAAGAAGAAUCGUAGCCCAGCAGCCUGGUCCGUUCGAAGGCAUGCACGCCCUGCACACGGGCAAGACGCUGUACACCCCCGGCCAGCAGGACUUCCUGUCUCCCCUGCCCUCCCCCUCGCACCCGCACUCGCAUCUCCCUCCCCCCCUCACCAGGACCCAAAGCGCCGCCGAGCCCGGGACUUCUCCGGCGUCUCGCCGGUCGACUGUGCAAUGACGGAGAAAUUUAUCACUUGAUCUAACAACCAUUAUAUAAUAACUGUAAAGCAUAAAUGGAUAUGGGGCAGUACAUUAUUAGCAUAGAGAGAUAAACAUUAAUUCCGCUUAUAACCUUAAAUAUUAUAAUAAACGUAUGUUUUUUAUUUUACGU